This is a messenger RNA of Dentiscutata heterogama, 499 nucleotides long. NCBI's taxonomy places the organism in Eukaryota, Fungi, Glomeromycota, Glomeromycetes, Diversisporales, Gigasporaceae. The record is from the annotation of a GenBank genome assembly.
UAUCGUGAUCCUAGUCGCUUCCACGGUAUUAAAAGAAGCGUUCGGUCUAUUCUUAAUCCGUAGAGAACGUCAAAAUUAUAGCAUAUUUUCCAAUUGGUGGAGAAAACAUCGUACUAUAGGACGAAUAUUCACGCUGCUAAGUUUCGUGGAUAUAUACUCACUGGAAAUACUGUGUUCAAAAAUUGGAGGUAGUGAAAGUUUGAGUGCUCCUUUCUCGAAGAGCAUUAAAAAUUGGAUUUUUUGGAUUGGAUUUGUUGCGUUAUUGAAAAAGGAUCUCAGUCAAUUUGUUAUUCUGGUGAUAUAUUAUAACAAAGCACCACACAUCGACCUAUUACCGCUGCUUGCGUUAAUCUCUGCGACAGCAGUGGUAGUAUUUAAUGGAAUUUGGAGGAUUUAUCUGGUCAUAAUGUAUUUCUAUCGCAAAUUGUAUCCACGUGAUAGAGCUGCAGGAGAUGAAGAACCACCUAUCACCAUCUAUAAUAAUGAAAAUAAUUCUUGA